Messenger RNA from Homarus americanus (American lobster), 460 nucleotides. RefSeq names its product cuticle protein-like. The coding region runs from base 75 to 452 and encodes 125 amino acids. The transcript is spliced from 4 exons. NCBI's taxonomy places the organism in Eukaryota, Metazoa, Arthropoda, Malacostraca, Decapoda, Nephropidae. The record is from RefSeq and is a predicted model, not a curated record. Gene Ontology annotation, cellular component: extracellular matrix.
UGAGGGAGUGAAGGGAGAGAUGACCACUCGCUCCAUACAUCUCCUCCAGCCACCACAUCUCCUCCUCCACUAUCAUGUAUAAGGUGUUCGUGCUGUCCGUGAUGGCCGUGGUGGUGGCCGUGGCUGCCGCCCUCCCCUCCAAUUCCUACCACCAGCCACAGACGUACAAGGAGGAGCCCAAGCCGUACUCGUUCUCUUACGGUGUCCAGGACGACUACGCCGGCACCAACUUCGGCCAGAACGAGCAGUCAGAUGGCAACACCGUCAAGGGCUCGUACACCGUGCAGCUCCCCGACGGCCGCAAGCAGACGGUGAACUACGAGGCUGACCACUACAAGGGCUUCGUGGCCGACGUGCAGUACUAUGGGGAGGCCCAGUACCCCCACCAGUACGGCCCCCCAGUCACUUACAAGCCCCAGUACGGCUACCAACCAUCGCCCUCCUACCACUAAACCCCACC